Messenger RNA from Homarus americanus (American lobster), 6260 nucleotides. RefSeq lists its product as uncharacterized. The transcript has 10 exons. The coding region runs from base 834 to 6065 and encodes 1743 amino acids. The record is from RefSeq and is a predicted model, not a curated record. NCBI's taxonomy places the organism in Eukaryota, Metazoa, Arthropoda, Malacostraca, Decapoda, Nephropidae.
GUUUUGUUCGGCGGGCGGACAUAUUUACUUCUCCAUUUGUGUAAAAUAUCCUCGUUUUUACCACUCUAGGCGCCAGUGGUCUCUCGAAAGGAUACUGUAGUUUAUUUAAGGUAAGAAGUAAGCCGUGUAUCACUUAGCGGAGGGAGAAACACUGGAGUGAGUUGAAAUAAGAGAAGAAGUGGAGGGGUGGCUUGCUACAGCAAGCGAACUCGGCUAAGAGCGGCAAAACUCACCCACCGCUUCACAAACACGACGUGACUUUUAUCAUCUGUCAAAAAUAUACCACUUAACUCACCCGAGGGCCUUAAUUAACCCCAUAAAAUUAAAGGUCUCGUUCAAGUUAUCCAUGUGAGGUCAUUGUAUACAGAGGGUUAAUAUGGAAAUUAUACGUAAAAGUGAGGUUAAAAUAGACUAAUUGUGAGGACAAGUAGGCACAUAAUGUUAGCUGUGUAGCAGUAAACAUUGAGAGCAUUUGGCCUACGUUGAUUGACAUUGAUUCCCACGUGAACAGCUUACACUUGUUGCUGACGGAGUUUGGAGUGGCUAGCUACGCAAUGGAUCAGUUGUAAUGUGCAUUUCCUUGCACAGGUUCUGGCUAAUUGGCUUCAAUGAGUCGUUUGGUUUUCGAGAGAGUUUAUCAUAGUAAAAACCCUGUGUAAGAGGCACAAACGACCUGCAAAAUACAUGGCCAUUGGAGCAUGGAAGUAUUGUGCAGCCAGUUUGCCUAAUGGGGGUUCUCAGUCAUGACCAUCAGUUAACAAUAAAACAGGGACCCCGAACCCAUGGUCCUGAGCACACUGGUUUCCUCAUAGCCCGGCCUGAGGUUGUUGGAAAUGGAGUCCGACGACCAGGAGUAUGUGGAGUCUGGUUCUGGGGUGAUGGUGUCCAACCUCCCCCUCCUUUUUUCCUGGGGUAGCCCAUCAUCCCUUCAUGAAAUGAGUCUGGCUGAGCUGGAAGUGUUUGUCCCAUUUAUGGUGCGUUGCAGUAUUGGAGAGGAACGUCAAGUACCAUGGGCACAACUCCCAAGACCUACCUGGUGGCCAAAGAAACGCCCAUUCCGCAUGCCAACAGCCUUCAAUACCAUUGCCACACGGGCAGCUUUGGUGGACCUGGUGGAGCGAUGUUACAGUUUCCAUGGUUGCGAGUACCUGUUACAGUUUUGUGCCUCACUGGUAUCUCAGAUGCCUGUGUCCGGUUAUCGUUUUAAUGAUAACCGGGAUGGCACCACCUCUAUGUAUCAUGGGACUACUGGCAAACUCCUCGUCACCUUCAGGAAUGAGAACAGGGACUAUGAUAAGGCCUUCCCAGAUGGACGAGGUAGAGAUGCCACCAAGAAGCUGCUCCUGUCCCCCAGUGCCCACACGGGGGAAAGGAAAGGCACCAAUGGCACCAAGGCCAUGUUUCAGCCUCCUGCCACUGACAUUUACCUCUGUGACAAAUGCGAAAAUGAAUUCUAUAGUCUGCGGGAAGUGCAGACCCAUGAAAAACAGUGUCGUGGAGAUGUUCCGUCAUCUCCGGCUGUCCCCUCACCUGAGCCUGACCUUAUAGAUGAUGAGCCUGAGCCAGCUGGCCAAGUACCGUUCCUUUCAUACUUCAACCUUCAGCCAGCCAAACACACUGGUGUGGAGCCAUAUAUGUCCCCAAGAAAGAGGAGCACUUCUAGCCCUCCCAGAAAAAUCCCCGGGCCAAUGUACCCACGCUAUGAUUCUAUAGCCAUCAGUUCUCCCCUAGGAAGAUUUUUGUUUGCUAAUUCUAAAUUCCGUAACAAAUAUCAAGCAUCACAGCAUUAUGUGAUGAGAUAUGAACGCCACCUCCAUGCUACCCGACACACCGAUGUAAAUUCCGGUAGAGAAAGAUGCAAUAAUCGAUGGAUUGUUGUAUGGCGGGACAGAAAGGAGGAACAGCCAUGGGUGCACCUCUACUGCUUUACUAGUGGACAGAGGCAAGAGCGUAGGAUCACCAUUAACACAGGACUAAACCGGGGAAGCAGACGACUAAUGAGACUUUGUCGGCCAGUGAAGAUCGUAUUAAAACGACUAAAGAAAAGCCCAGACAAUAGAUUAAAGCAGGUGGAAGAAUCAACAGCUCCUUGUAUUGACUUAACUGUAGAGAACCAGAUGGACCAUAGAUGGACACUUGAUGGAUAUUCCAAUUUGCCUGUAAAUAACCGCUUGCCUGAUUCUAGAGCACAGUUGUACACAAAUGAAAGCUAUGAAGCAUCAUCAUCUGGAAGAGCUGUUGGCACAACACAGUGGUUGCAUGGUAUUCAGCCUUUGUGUGGUCCUGGUGGAAGUGGAAUUUUAUCUCCUGGAGGAAUGUUUAAUAGUAGUCUCACCCCUAAGCACAUUGAUCAGUUGGGCAUACACGAACUAAAUCCAAAUGCCACGUUUCAACAGAAUUCUUUGAAAAUGAUUCCUUUGCCCUCUCCAAGGAACCAGCCUUUAUUAACAAGUGAGCAAAUUAUUUUGCAGUCUAUUCUCAGUCAGAAAGCACAGAUGCAGAAGGUGGCUAGUAACAAUGUAAUGAGUCAGUCAUUAAUCUAUCCUGUUGAAGGAACAGGUGUUCCUAUGAAACUGAAAGAUUCUUCCCCUGCAGACAUAUCCAUAAUUCCAUUAAAUUCCAUUGCUUUGCAUAACUCAAGCAAUAAGCAAUUAAAUAGUGAUAAAUUGAAGCCAUUGUCAAGAAGAAAAUAUGGUAUUUGUGAUCAACAAUCUAGUGUUCAGGGAUUUACAGUAAGUGAACAGAGUAGUAAUAACUCAAGAGUAGGUGUACCAGUUCCCAAUGAAGCUCUGCUUAGGUCUCCAGGUUACCACCGUGGUCAAAACAAGCAAAUCACAUCAACCCAUAGUGAAAGUUUGCCAAAGGGCAACCAAAAUAUUUAUUCCCACAUAGUGCCUGACGUGUCAGAGAGGAACAGUAACUCGGUGCCAAUAAACAACACCAAUGUUUCUCUCUCCAAUGUCUCACAUACCAAAACAAUCUCUUGUAUUGAAAUAAUUGAUCUCUCUAGUGAUGAUGAUGAUGUUGUUCGGGCUCGCGGACAGAGUGAAGCAGACAAUGCCCCACAGCAAUUGGAUGGUCUAGCAUGCUAUCCACAUACUGGUGCUAAAGUGCCAGAUUCUUCUGACUAUUCCUUGCCAAAAAAUGGGAAUAGCCAUUGGUCGUCAAAACAAAAGUCCCACUGUGGAGCCGGACGCGUAGGGGACUUGGCGACCAAUGGCCAGCCGCCGAACGUCCCGCCCAAUAUAGCAACAUUGCCCGUCCCACAUGUUUUGUUCCUACCCAACAACACCGUUUCACCAUCAGCCAGCCAAGGCCCUGAAACCAAAGGUAAUAGCCGUAAACGGAAAAGUCAAGAGCCUCAGUGUGGUGGUGGAAAGACCUUAAUAUUAGACAUUUCAAAUACAAGGGUGAAUGUCUCUUCAAAUGGGAGUGUCAGACAUGUGCCUCUACCCUCCAGAGGGUGUACUCGUAUAUCUCCUGAGGAAGACGACCAAGUUGUUGUCAUCCCAAAGGAGAUCAUUCCUGUUACCCAAGAAGAAUUAAGCACUGCUCAUGUAAAUGCUGUGCCCUUAACUGAAGCCAAUUUUCACAGGGUAUCAAAUCAGAAUGGUGCCUUUGGAAACAAAAAGUAUGCCCAUGAAAACUCAAAAAUGUUUAGAGUGGAUAAAGACAUUAGUUUUAAAUCUCCAUUUCAUAUAGCUGAAGAUAACUCCUUUAAUAUUAUAUCAAUUAAGGAAAGACAAAUGAAGUGUAAGAAGACUGAGGAAACUAUGACUCCAGAGAAGGGGAUGAUGAUUAAUCCAAAUAAACAUUUCCCUGUGAUUGGAACUCCAGUUGGUGGACUAAUAAAUAGCAUAGUGAAUACUGUUAGCAAGGGUGUUGAAUUUUUUAAGUCUUUGGUGGGAACUGAAGGAAAUGGUGAUUGUAGGCAUUAUUCUAAUGGCAAAAUCUCUGAAAGUGAGAAUUCUUUACUUAAGCUACAUAGAGAACAGUCCAUUUUAGGAAAAUCUGUAAAAAAAAAGGAUAAUGAUAGACUGGAGGCCGAAGGUGUUACAUUCAGUGCAUGUUUGUUUAGAGAGAAAAGAAGCCCUUUGGAAGUGAGGAAACUUCUUCAUGACGAGUGCCGGGAACUUAAGUGUAAAGGGCUGGGAGAACUGAGACAACUAGAUUUGCAGGAUACUAGAUUAACCAGAAGAUCUGUUGAAAGAUAUACUCCCAGCAGAGCACGAAGAAAAAAUAUUUGCGUGUUAGAAAAUCGUGAAGAUUUAAAUCCCCUAAGUAAAUAUGAAAUAAAACCUGUAAAUAUGUCUAAAAUGAGUGCCACUGAUAGUUGUAAUUUAGGAACUAUACCAGAGUCAAACAAAGUUACUACUGCUAACAUUCAUCACUUGGGCCCUUCAUCAAUAUCAAGAGAGGGUACUUCUGGUUGCACAGACGAAAAUGGGAAUUCUGCCUCAUACAUGAAGCUUGGUGUGGAAUCAAAUGAUAAUUGUCCAAUUGGUACAGUCACAAGAGAGUUAAAAUUUGAAGAAUUUUCAGAAAACAAAAAAAUUUACAGUGGGACUAAAGCUAGUGAAUGUAUUCUUCAUGGAAAGGAACGUUCACAAUCAAAUGAUGGAAGAACACUUGUAGAAACAUAUAAUAGUAAGCCUGUGAAAAAGUUAGUGCCGAGUGUAUCAUUUUUAAGAAGUAAGGUAGUUUUUUAUAAAAAAUCUAGUAUUACUGCAGGAGGCCUAAAGAAUAUAUCAAGAGGAGGGAGAAAAAGAUUUAGCAUUAGUAAAAGAGAACUUUUAAAUCUUGCCACAGAUGAAUGGAAGGAAAUGCGUAAAAGAGGAUUUCACCCGGUUAAGAACAUGAGACCUGUUUUGAAUAAGGUGAUCCACACAGAAAACCAUAUUCCUCAAACAGAUAGAUUAUCAACAAGUGUCGCCACUUUACUCAAUAUGUAUGGGGUAGAGGAGCCAAAAAAGAAAUAUAAGAAAAUGAGUAAAGAAAAGAAAGUCUCGAAAGAAAUUAGAGCACUUGUCCAAGAUGAAUGGAAGGAAAUGAGUCGGAUGGGUUUUCGUCUUUCCGAGUUACCAGAGAUUAGAAGAGCAAUGUUGAGAAGUACACAAUAUGAUAAAGUUAAUUCUCCUAAGGGAGAUGAAGUGGGUGUUUCUCCUACAGUCCAUUCUGAUGCAAGGCUGGAGUUUAUGGGCAAAACAGCAGAAGAGUGUGGUGCUCUGCAGGCACAAACUCCCAAUCCAGAAGAUCCAAGAAAAGAUAAACACUUCAUUGAAAUAGGAAAAAUCAUAACAUCUGACUCAGGAACCUCUGAGUCAUUGGUUUUAAACACUGUAAAAACAUGUACAGGAGAGAGUAAUGUAACUAUUAAAGAUGGUGUAGUUAGUGAAAUACCAUCAGAAUCAGUUGCAAGAACAGGAGCUGGAAGUAAAAAGAAAAGAUAUCCAUCUCUCAUCAGAGAGCUGUGCAACCUAGGGAGGGAUGAGUAUAAAGAACUACGUGGAACAGGCUUCCAUCCAGCAGAUUUAGUCGGUUCAGAAAAAGUGAAAUAUCUUAAUGCCAGUUCCGAUGAAGAAGAUGAUCCUUCAUACUUUUCAAAAACUGAAUCACCAAUCGAAAAGCAUGAGCCUUACAUGAGAGAGCGAGAAAAAAAGAAAGUAUCCUUGAAAAUAAGUCGCGAACUUUCUGGUCUUUUAAGUGAUGAAUGUAAGGAACUGAAGGACUUAAGGGGGUCAUUAAAAAAAUUUAAAUCUUAUAAUAGUAAACAAAGGGUCAAAGGAGAGGCUAGGACACAGACUGGUUAUAGAAAACUAAGAGCUAUAAGAAGUGUUUUACCAACAACUUCUUUACAUACCUCUUCAGCUGUCAUAUCUGAAUCUGGUGUCGCAGGUAACUCUACCAAAAAACGUAUGUGGUGUCAGACAAGAAGCACACGGUCCCAGGUUAAUCAUGUUCUUAGUAAUAUUGAAGUGUUCACGCCUCGAAGUUCACACCGACAAAUUUUACGAUCAGAAACAGCCAUGUGUGUGCUAAAUUACCAUAUACCAAACAUAAACUAAGUAUUUAGUUUUUUAAUGGAGAAGGUUUUUACUCUAUCAGGGUUCAUUUAGACUUUCUUUUCCUAAGUCUUUCAUUCAAACUGUAUUGUGAUAUGACAUCAAAAUUUUAAGAUCCCGUGAAUAUCUUGGAUGUUAUUGAGAAAGUUUUUUGUCAGUGUUGUACAGUUAAUAAUUAUCCUAAAUACCUGAAACACA